AAAGGAGACACAACAUUCAGCACUCUUGUUCACCAAUUACACAAGUCUUUGGUUACACAUUAUGCAAAGGGGGGAAAGAACUUGUAUGAUCCAGACGAAAUGGAGAAAUUCUGUGAAGUUCAUGCUCCAGGCCUGUUUGAAGACAUCUUCCAGGCUACCUUGAAUGAUGACAAACAAACCCCCUCCAUUAAGAGAUGCAAUCUCCAGCGGAUAAGAGUAGUUUCUCUUCUGCAUAACCUCAGCUUUUUCAGAAAUCAGGUAUGGUCCCCAUUUCCUACGAACAAAAAUGAUGUUAAAACUACUUACACACAUCAUAAUAGAAUUAAACCACAUUAAAGGAUAAGGGAGAAGACGCCAACUUAUAUGAACAACACUAUUUUUUUCCUUCUUUCUUCCAAGAGAAAUAAUCUUUUAAAAAAAGAAAAAUAAGGAAUCUGUCUCUGGUGAUAACAGAAUACAAAUAAAACUUUGAAAGUAUUUGAAAGUAGACUUGUUACAUGUGAACAACCAUCCACACACUCAGAGAUUAUUUGUCAUGGGAAAAAAUGAUAGGAUCUUGAAAAAAUUAAUCAUAUUUAUCUAAUGAUGUUUCAUUGGCAGAAAAACUGCUCAAUGCAAAAAGCGAAUGGUCUUCAACUUAAAUUAAGUGGAGCAAGUUACUCCUCACUGAUGUCUGGUAUGGUCCUUGGAUACAGUUGCCAUCCUCAUUCUAUAAACAAUUAUGAGAAAGCUUUGGCCACAACAAACAAAGAAGAAGUGAGAAAAAAAGUGAAAAUUGCAAUGAAGGUAUAA
Porites lobata is the source of this 792-nucleotide messenger RNA. The record is from the annotation of a GenBank genome assembly. Lineage: Eukaryota; Metazoa; Cnidaria; Anthozoa; Scleractinia; Poritidae.